UUCUUAAAAUGGGAACUUUUAACAAAGACAGACAAGCUAAUAGUUAUAUUUUGAGCAAUUUAUAUUGUUAUUUUAUAAACAAAACGUCUAUGUUUUCGUCCGGUUCCUGAUAAGUGUAGGACAAAGUGUGCAGCUUGAUUUGUGGUCCGUCAUGGAAGCCGGUGUUAGGAGGGUGUAUUAGUUAGUGUUGGUGUUUGCGAUGGAAGAAACACGUGACAGAGCGCCAUCUGUUAUUGAUCGCUAUUAUAAACGCUGGUAUAAAACAGACUUGAAAGGAAGAUCGUGUGAAGACCAUUGCGUCCUACAGCACUCCAACAGGAUCUGCAUCGUCACCCUUGCGGAGUCUCACCCUAUCCUCCAGCGUGGGCGCAAAAUCAAGAGCAUCGAUUACCGCAUCAGUGACGGGUGCAGCCGCCUGAACAACAAAGUAUCAGGCAAAUCUAAGAGAGGUGGUCAGUUCCUGACAGAGUUUGCGCCGCUGUGCAGAAUAACAUGUACAGAUGAUACAGAGUACACCGUCUUCAGCUGUAUCAGGGGACGCCUUCUAGAAGUCAAUGAAGAUAUCCUGAAACAUCCUGAUCUGCUACUUGAAAAGCCCUCCACUGAUGGCUAUAUAGCAGUCAUCUUACCCAAACUGGAAGAGAGCAAAACUGUCACCAAAGGCCUUCUGACCAGAGAGCAGUAUGAGGACGUUGUCUCGAAACGAAGUACUCAAGCGUAAGGUCUCUCUGAAAUCCACACAAAUCAACACAUGACCUCAGCGAGAAAGAAAAUCGUUUCAGAAGUGAGAGACGACUACGUGACCGAGACUAAAGGGAUCUCUCAUUGUAGCCAGCAUGUGUUCAUAUUAAUCAUUAUUUCCUUUGUUUCUAAUAUAUAGUUUUAUACUAGAUAAAAUAUAAUAAUAAUAAUAAUAAUAAUAAUAAUAAUACAAAGAACAAAUUAAGAGUUUGAUCAUUUUUGUAACUGAUUUAAAUCAUCUGAAAAUGUUGAAAAUCUCUCACUAGUUACAGAAUGUUACGGAUGUUUAUUUAGACCUGGGAAUAUUGUCUGUUUUCUUAUUACAUGAUGCGUUAAUGUGAGUACCAUAUUUUGUCUGUACACACACAAUUUUGUAAAUGCACAAAUAAAUGACACUGUCCACAAUUUAAGAAAAA
Messenger RNA from Tachysurus fulvidraco (yellow catfish), 1157 nucleotides. RefSeq names its product actin binding transcription modulator (gene abitram). Gene Ontology annotation, biological process: dendrite morphogenesis; regulation of actin filament polymerization; regulation of filopodium assembly. The record is from RefSeq and is a predicted model, not a curated record. Lineage: Eukaryota; Metazoa; Chordata; Actinopteri; Siluriformes; Bagridae. The transcript has 6 exons. Gene Ontology annotation, molecular function: actin filament binding; actin monomer binding. Bases 200 to 721 code for a protein of 173 amino acids. Gene Ontology annotation, cellular component: filopodium tip; nucleus; lamellipodium.